AUGGAGCUGCAGAGGGCCACCAGCAUGCCUGGACCUCUCUCUCCAGGACCUUUAUCUCCUGGACAUGUUUCUCCCAGGCAUAUCUCCCCCGGACCCCUGUCACCGGGACCAGGGCCGUCUUCCCCAGGUGCCGGCCCUGGGCCCAGCUACGGCGGGGCAGCCUUCAAUUACAACCAGCUGGAGGGUCGAUUUAAGCAACUGCAAGAUGAGCGCGAGGCGGUGCAGAAGAAAACCUUCACAAAGUGGGUGAACUCCCACCUGGCUCGCGUCUCCUGCCGCAUCACUGACCUCUACAUGGACCUGAGGGAUGGCCGCAUGCUCAUCAAGCUCCUGGAAGUGCUGUCUGGAGAGAGACUGCCGAAGCCCACGAAAGGCCGCAUGCGGAUCCACUGUCUGGAGAACGUGGACAAAGCCCUGCAGUUCCUCAAAGAGCAGCGCGUUCACCUGGAGAACAUGGGCUCCCACGACAUUGUAGACGGCAACCACCGCCUCACGCUCGGCCUCAUCUGGACCAUCAUCCUGCGCUUCCAGAUUCAGGACAUUAGCGUCGAGACGGAGGACAACAAGGAGAAGAAGUCUGCCAAGGAUGCCCUGCUGCUGUGGUGUCAGAUGAAGACUGCAGGCUACCCGAACGUCAACAUUCACAAUUUCACCACCAGCUGGAGAGACGGCAUGGCCUUCAACGCCCUCAUCCACAAACACAGACCUGACCUGAUAGACUUUGACAAGCUGAAGAAGUCCAAUGCCCACUACAAUCUGCAGAAUGCCUUCAACCUGGCUGAGCAGCACUUAGGCCUCACAAAGCUUCUAGAUCCAGAAGAUAUCAGCGUCGACCAUCCUGACGAGAAGUCAAUCAUCACCUAUGUCGUCACCUACUACCACUACUUCUCCAAGAUGAAGGCCCUGAAAGUGGAGGGCAAGCGCAUCGGGAAGGUUCUAGACAACGCCAUCGAAACUGAGAAGAUGAUCGAGAAGUACGAGUCUCUGGCCUCUGACCUCCUGGAGUGGAUUGAGCAGACGAUCAUCAUCCUCAACAAUCGCAAGUUUGCCAACUCUCUGGUGGGAGUGCAGCAGCAGCUUCAGGCCUUCAACACCUACCGAACGGUGGAGAAACCGCCCAAGUUUACAGAAAAAGGCAACUUGGAGGUCCUGCUGUUCACCAUCCAAAGCAAAAUGCGAGCCAACAAUCAGAAAGUCUACAUGCCUCGAGAGGGAAAGCUCAUAUCAGACAUCAACAAGGCGUGGGAGAGGCUCGAGAAAGCGGAGCACGAGAGAGAGCUGGCCCUGAGAACAGAGCUGAUCCGCCAGGAGAAACUGGAGCAGCUCGCUCGCCGAUUUGACCGCAAGGCAGCCAUGAGAGAGACGUGGCUGAGCGAGAACCAGCGACUCGUCUCGCAGGACAACUUCGGCUUUGACCUGCAAGCUGUAGAGGCGGCCACCAAAAAGCACGAGGCCAUCGAGACAGACAUCGCUGCGUACGAGGAGCGUGUCCAGGUGGUGGUGGCUGUGGCUGGAGAACUGGAAGCGGAGAACUAUCACGACAUCAAGCGCAUCACAGCCCGCAAAGACAACGUCCUGCGACUGUGGGACUACCUGCUGGAGCUGCUCAGGGCUCGCAGACAGAGGCUGGAGCUCAACCUGGGUCUGCAGAGGGUCUUCCAGGAGAUGCUCUACAUCAUGGACUGGAUGGAUGAGAUGAAGAUGCUGCUGCUGUCUCAGGAUUAUGGGAAGCACCUCCUGGGCGUGGAGGACCUGCUGCAGAAGCACGCCCUGGUCGAAGCCGACGUCGCCAUACAGGCCGACCGCGUCAAAGCGGUCAACGCCAGUGCUCAGAAGUUUGCUGACGACACUGAGGGAUACAAGCCUUGCGACCCGCAGGUGAUCCGUGACCGCGUGGCCCACAUGGAGUUCUGCUAUCAGGAGCUAACCCAGCUGGCGGCCGAGCGCCGGGCCCGGCUAGAGGAGUCACGCCGCCUCUGGAAGUUCUUCUGGGAGAUGGCAGAGGAGGAAGGCUGGAUCCGCGAGAAGGAGCAGAUCCUGUCAUCAGACGACUGCGGCAAGGACCUGACAGCGGUGGUGCGCCUCCUCAGCAAGCACAAAGCCCUGGAGGACGAGAGGAGCGGUCGUGCUGGACGCCUCCAGCAGACGGUGCACCAGGGUGAGGAGCUGGUGGCUGCUAGUCAUUUCGGUGCCGAGAAGAUCCGCCAGCGCAUAACUGAUGUCCAGGAGCAGUGGGCUGGCCUGGAGCGCCUGUCGGCGGCACGCAAGGCCCGUCUGCAGGAGGCCUGCGCCCUGCACCAGUUCCAAGCUGACGCUGAUGACAUGGACGCCUGGAUGCUGGAUGUGCUGCGCAUCGUCUCCAGCGCAGACGUGGGCCAUGACGAGUUCUCCACGCAGACCCUGGUCAAGAAGCACAAGGAUGUGGCCGAAGAGAUCGCCAGCUACAGGCCCGUGCUGGACGCGCUGCACGAGCAGGCGAAGACGCUGCCUGAGGAGCAGGCGCAGUCGACCGAGGUAAGCGGGCGCCUGGCUGGCAUUGAGGAGCGCUACAAGGAGGUUGCUGAGCUGACCAGGCUGAGGAAGCAGGCACUGCAGGAUGCACUGGCAUUGUAUAAGAUGCUGAGCGAGGCGGACGCCUGUGAGCUGUGGAUUGACGAGAAGGAGCAGUGGCUCAACGGCAUGGAGAUCCCAGAGAAGCUGGAGGACUUGGAAGUGAUUCAGCACAGGUUUGAGAGUCUGGAGCCGGAGAUGAACAGCCAGGCCUCUCAAGUGGCUGUGGUGAACCAGAUAGCCCGCCAGCUGAUCCACAGUGGUCACCCAAGUGAAAAAGAAAUCAAAUCUCAGCAGGACAAACUCAACAACAGGUGGAGCCAGUUCCGUGACCUGGUGGACCGGAAGAAGGACGCCCUGAACUCAGCCCUCGGCGUACAGAACUACUACCUCGAAUGCAAUGAGACCAAGUCCUGGAUCCGAGAGAAGACCAAAGUCAUCGAGUCCACACAGGAGCUGGGCAACGACCUGGCCGGUGUCAUGGCCCUCCAGCGCAAGUUGACAGGCAUGGAACGUGACCUGGUCGCCAUCGAGGACAAACUGGGUGACCUGGGUAAAGAGGCUGACCGGCUUGCCGAGGAGCAUCCGGACCAGGGACCCGGCAUCAAAGGCCGGCUGGGAGAGAUCAAGGACGUCUGGGAGGAGAUGAAGAGCACGCUGCGCACUCGUGAAGAGUCCCUGGGUGAGGCCAGCAAGCUCCAACAGUUCCUCAGGGAGCUGGACGACUUCCAGGCCUGGCUGUCGCGCACCCAGACGGCUGUGGCCUCCGAGGACAUGCCCAACACACUGGCUGAAGCUGAGAAGCUGCUGGCCCAGCACGAGGGCAUCAAGAAUGAGAUCCGCAACUACGAAGAGGACUACCAGAAGAUGAGGGACAUGGGCGAGAUGGUCACCCAGGGCCAGACGGACGCCCAGCACAUGUUCCUGAGACAGAGAUUGCAGGCGCUGGACACCGGCUGGAACGAGCUGCAGAAGAUGUGGGAGAACAGGCAGAAGCUGCUGUCGCAGUCGCAUGCCUACCAGCUGUUCCUCAGAGACACCAAGCAGGCUGAGGCCUUCCUCAACAAUCAGGAGUAUGUUUUGGCGCACACGGAGAUGCCAGAUACCCUGGAAGGAGCAGAAGCAGCCAUUAAGAAGCAGGAAGAUUUCAUGACCACCAUGGACGCCAACGAAGAGAAGAUCAACGCUGUGGUGGAGACGGGCCGCAGGCUGGUCAGCGACGGGAACAUCAGCGCCGAUCGCAUCCAGGAGAAAGUGGGCUCUAUCGAAGAGAGGCGCAAGAAGAACCGCGGGGCAGCCAGUGAGCUUCUCACGAAACUGAAGGAUAAUCGAGAUCUCCAGAGGCUCCUGCAGGACUGUCAGGAGCUGUCCCUGUGGAUCAGUGAGAAGAUGCUAACGGCGCAGGACAUGUCAUACGACGAAGCGCGCAACCUGCACAGCAAGUGGCUGAAGCACCAGGCCUUCAUGGCAGAACUGCAGUCCAACAAGGAGUGGCUGGACAAGAUCCAGAAGGAUGGCACGGCAUUGGUUGCUGAGAAGCCCGAGACCGAGGUGGUGGUGAAGGAGAAGCUGGAGGCGCUGAAGAAGAUGUGGGAUGAGCUGGAAUCCACCACGCAGACCAAGGCCCAGUGCCUGUUCGACGCCAACAAGGCUGAGCUCUUCACGCAGAGCUGCGCCGACCUGGACAAGUGGCUGUCCGGCCUAGAGAGCCAGAUCCAGUCGGAUGACUUCGGCAAAGACUUGACCAGUGUCAACAUUCUGCUGAAGAAGCAGCAGAUGCUGGAGAGUCAGGUGGAGGUGAGGCAGAAGGAGGUGGAGGAGCUGCGCUCGCAGGCCCAGGCGCUCAGCCAGGAGGGCAAGGGCUCGGACGAGGUGGACGGCCAGCGCCGUGGUGUGGAGAAGAAGUUCCAUGAGCUGCAGGAGCCGCUGAAGAAGCGCCGGAGCAACCUCAUGGCCUCCCGCGAGAUCCACCAGUUCAACCGCGAUGUGGAGGACGAAAUCCUUUGGGUUGAGGAGAGAAUGCCAAUGGCCACGUCUACAGACCACGGCAACAAUUUACAAACCGUCCAGCUGCUCAUCAAGAAGAACCAAACCCUCCAGAAGGAGAUCCAGGGUCACCAGCCAAGAUACGACGACAUUUUCGAGAGGAGCACUCACACCCUGAAGGACGACAGUCCAGUCAGCGCAGCAAUCAAGCAGCGCUUAGAUGAUCUUCAGCGGUUGUGGAGCUUGAUCCAGGAGGAAGUGGAGAAGCGCCAUAGCCGCCUGGAGGAAGCACACAAGGCCCAGCAGUACUACUUUGAUGCCGCGGAGGCCGAGGCCUGGAUGAGUGAGCAGGAGCUGUACAUGAUGUCUGAGGAGAAGGCCAAGGAUGAGCAGAGUUCGGUGGCGAUGCUGAAGAAGCACCAGAUUGUGGAGCAGGCAGUGGAGGAUUAUGCUGAGACUGUGCACCAGCUGUCCAAGACCAGCAGGGCUUUGGUGGCUGCCGGGCAUCCAGAAAGUGAGCGAAUCAGCAUGCGCCAAUCCCAGGUGGACAAACUGUACGCCGGCCUGAAGGACCUGUCUGAGGAAAGACGCGGGAAACUGGACGAAAGAUCCCGUCUGUUCCAGUUGAACCGUGAAGUGGACGAUUUAGAGCAGUGGAUCGCCGAGAGAGAGGUGGUGGCAGGGUCUCACGAGCUGGGCCAGGACUACGAACAUGUGACCAUGCUUCAGGAACGUUUCCGAGAAUUCGCUCGCGACACGGGCAACAUCGGCCAGGAGCGCGUCGACGGCGUCAACAAAAUGGCCGAUGACUUGAUCAAUUCAGGUCACGCGGACGCCGCGACCAUCGCCGAGUGGAAAGACGGGCUCAAUGAGGCGUGGGCGGACCUGCUGGAGCUGAUCGACACCCGUACCCAGAUCUUGGCCGCCUCCUAUGAGCUGCAUAAGUUCUACCACGAUGCCAAGGAGGUGCUAGGUCGCAUUCUAGAUAAACACAAGAAGCUUCCGGAGGAACUGGGCCGAGACCAGAACACGGUGGAGACGCUGCAGAGGAUGCACACCACCUUCGAGCACGACAUCCAGGCUCUGGGAACACAGGUGAAGCAGCUGCAGGAGGACGCCGUGCGCCUGCAGUCGGCCUACGCCGGGGACAAGGCGGACGACAUCCAGCGGCGUGAGGGGGAGGUGCUGGAGGCGUGGCGCGCCCUGCUGGAGGCCUGCGACGGCCGUCGCGCACGCCUGCUGGACACCAGCGACAAGUUCCGCUUCUUCAGCAUGGUGCGCGACCUCAUGCUCUGGAUGGAGGACGUCAUCCGGCUUAUUGAUGCACAGGAGAAACCCAGGGACGUGUCAUCUGUGGAGCUCCUAAUGAACAAUCACCAAGGCAUCAAGGCCGAGAUCGACGCUCGCAAUGACAGCUUCACCACCUGCAUCGAGCUGGGGAAAGGCCUGCUGGCACGCAAGCACUACGCUUCUGAAGAGAUCAAAGAGAAGUUGCUACAGCUGACGGACAAGAGGAAAGAGAUGAUUGAUAAGUGGGAGGACCGGUGGGAAUGGCUGCGACUGGUUCUAGAAGUGCACCAGUUCUCGCGAGACGCAGGGGUGGCCGAGGCCUGGUUGCUGGGCCAGGAGCCGUACCUGUCCAGCCGGGAAGUGGGUCAGAGUGUGGACGAGGUGGAGAAGCUCAUCAAGAGGCACGAGGCCUUCGAGAAGUCGGCCGCCACCUGGGAGGAGCGCUUUGCUGCUCUGGAGAGACUCACCACGAUGGAGUUGUUGGAAGUGAGAAGACAGCAAGAGGAAGAAGAGAGGAAGAGACAGCCCCCGCCUGUUGAAGCUCCACCCGCUGAUGCAGCUUCUCCGCAGCAGAGGGAGGGAGAGCAGGUCUCUCAGAACGGGCUGCCAACGGAGCAGGACUCUCCCCGGGACGCCAUGGGAGAAAGUGAUGUCGUCAAUGGAGUGGCGGAGACUAGCCCGAGCUCCUCCCCCACAGGAAGUCGUAAAGGAAAAGCAUGUCAAGCCGCAACUCUCCCGACAAAAGGCCAGGACACACCCAGCGCCCAGAUAGAGGGCUUCCUGAACCGCAAACAUGAAUGGGAGGGACACAACAAGAAGGCGUCCAACAGAUCCUGGCACAACGUCUACUGCGUGAUCAAUAAUCAGGAGUUGGGCUUCUACAAGGACAGUAAGAGUGCCAGUCAGGGGAUCCCGUACCACAGCGAAAUCCCCAUCAGCCUGAAGGACUCCACAUGUGAAGUGGCCCUCGACUACAAGAAGAAGAAACAUGUAUUCAAACUCAGACUUUCGGAUGGGAACGAGUAUCUCUUCCAAGCCAAAGAUGAUGAGGAGAUGAACUCAUGGAUCCAGGCCAUCUCCUGCGCCACGCCCUCCGAGCACAGCAGCCAUAGCACCCCCGCCUCAGGCCGCGCGCACACCCUGCCCGCCUCGGUGGGCGUGGCCUCCGAGUCCAGCCCGGGCAAGCGGGAGAAGGACAAAGAGAAGCGCUUCAGCCUCUUCAGCAAAAAGAAGUAGAGCCAUUCCCAGCGCCCCUCAGUCCUUUUCACUUCCUUUUCCUUUCCCAUUCUUCUCUUCCUCUUCCUGAAGCAGAACCUCCAGCAUGCAGAGCUCAGAGCCAAAACUCCACACUCGGUGCCUGGUCGCUCCUCUGGGUGGGCUCGGGAGCUAGAAGAGGAACCUUCUUACUCGUAGGGGUCGCGAGGUGCUUCGGGCAGUCGUUGUAAAUCGGUCUCCGGAGACGGAAUCAUCUCGAUAAGCUUUCUUUCCAUCUUUCUUCGUUUCUCGCUUCCUUUCAGCAUCCCUGCUUUAGUGCUCCUCGUCGUUUUCUCCUCUGUCUUGUUUUUGUAAGCGUGAGAAGUUUCUAGGAGCUGCCUUCAGUUUGCGCGAGGCUUCCUCGGCCUUCUGCGGACGGCGGAGGGCAGCGUUGGUGCUUUGGACUCUUACGAAGUUUCCUUUAAGUCGUUAAACAUCCUUUCCAGUUUAAGUAACUAAUAAAACCCCUCCAGCCAUUAUGUUUCCUCAAAGGGCAGUUCUCUCUACUAAAGAACUUAGUACGACGUCAUCGCAUCCGAAUGCAAGAGCCGCCGCGUAGUGGCGAAUAAUUAACAUAUGCUGGAAAGUUGAAUCAAAUGAUUGUGAAUGGUCAGAAUGUUGGCUAAUUAUGAAGGACUAAUUUUAUCAAGAAAAAAAAAACAAAAAGCAAAAAAAAAAUCUUCUUGUACUUGAGUUGCAUUAUGUUGUAUGUUUAAAGGUUAUUUAGAGAAAACUAUGAAUAUAGAUGUAUUAUAACUAAAAAGGCAUCGUUUGUUAAGUGAGGAAACUGGAAGUGCAGCGUUUUCUGGAAAAGCUGUAUUGACUGAAUAGCAGCCGCUUGCUUGUUGGCUAUAGCGCUGUGUGUUCUCAUUUUGCUACUUUCUCUGGCUACUUAAUACAAAUAGUGUGCAUUCUCUGUCAGCGUAACUACUGUAACGAUACGUUCUCGUCAUUAUCGCACAGUCAAAAAUGCCAUAACGCCGCCGGGAUCUGCUGGUCGUGACGUAAAACAUGGACCCGGACUUAAUCUGGAUGGAUCUGCAGCCUGUAGCCUUUUACCCUGUCUGUUAAAUAUGUGCAAAGUCAUUAAAUGCUUUUGAAGUUAAA
This is a messenger RNA of Pygocentrus nattereri (red-bellied piranha), 8187 nucleotides long. RefSeq names its product spectrin beta chain, non-erythrocytic 1-like. The record is from RefSeq and is a predicted model, not a curated record. The transcript has 35 exons. Gene Ontology annotation, biological process: protein localization to plasma membrane; actin cytoskeleton organization. The coding region runs from base 1 to 7062 and encodes 2353 amino acids. Gene Ontology annotation, molecular function: phospholipid binding; actin filament binding; structural constituent of cytoskeleton. NCBI's taxonomy places the organism in Eukaryota, Metazoa, Chordata, Actinopteri, Characiformes, Serrasalmidae. Gene Ontology annotation, cellular component: spectrin; cortical actin cytoskeleton; cell projection.